AUGGAGGAUAUAUCCUAUAAAGAAAAAGGUACAUAUGUCACAAACGAAAUAAGACAAGAUGCCGAUGUCGGUCAACUUGAGGAAUAUCGUGCUACUCCCGUAGAGGAGCGCAAAGUUUUAAGGAAAUUGGACAUUUUCCUCCUUCCAACUAUAGGACUUUGUUAUAUGCUUCAGUAUAUGGAUAAGCUCGCACUGAGCCAAGUAACACCCCUCAGGUUGCAGAAAGACCUCAGUAUUCUUGAAGGGCCUUGUAGGUCAACAAUAAACGUGGUGCUCCGCUAUCUUCUACUUUGGGUAUCUGGCCUGGAGUUGACCAACAUCAUAUUUGAUUGUUCGUCUUCCACUUGGGAAGUACUUGGCUGUUUCUGUUUAAGUGAAGUCCCAGACCAUGGGAGUCAGUUGACUUAUGCUCUUUAUUACAGGUUUUUAUGGGGUGGAAUAUUGAUGUGCCAUGCGGCAUGCAAGAGCUAUGGCGGUUUUAUCACGCAUCUUAGUCAAGGCAAUCUUGACUCAAGUAUCGAGAAAUGGCGUCUGUUGUUUCUUAUCUUAGGAGCUGUUACGUCUGGAUAUGCCGUACUUCUUUUCUCCGUUCUGGCUGAUUCUCCGGCUACAGCCUCAUUCCUCACACCGAUUGAACGCACAAUUGAAGCUCAACGAACACUUAAAGCUUUCCAGUGGUCUCAGGUUUGGGAGGCUGCGCGGGAUCCGCAAGUAUUGUGUCUCGUGAUUUACACAUUCUUAGUCAAUAUCGGCAAUGGUGGACUUACCAGCGUGAGUACAGUUGUCCAUAAUCUAAAUGCUGUUUGA
This is a messenger RNA of Penicillium taxi, 807 nucleotides long. RefSeq lists its product as uncharacterized. Gene Ontology annotation, cellular component: plasma membrane. Lineage: Eukaryota; Fungi; Ascomycota; Eurotiomycetes; Eurotiales; Aspergillaceae. The record is from RefSeq and is a predicted model, not a curated record. The transcript is spliced from 5 exons. Gene Ontology annotation, molecular function: allantoate transmembrane transporter activity; dipeptide transmembrane transporter activity. Gene Ontology annotation, biological process: tripeptide transport; dipeptide transport; allantoate transport. The coding region runs from base 1 to 807 and encodes 268 amino acids.